AUGUCCUUUGAUGUGGAUUGGGAUAUAGAGAAAUAUAAAGACGACCACGAAAGCGAAGAGCAAUGGGAACUAAGGAAAGCUUUUAUGGAACGAUGGAAGAAGGAUUAUUCCGAAGAUAGACUGAUUUGUUUGGCUAAGGUAUUUACAAACAUGGAGUUUAUGGGAUGUAGAUACCCUACAAUGCUUAUGCAGGAAGUUGCUAGGCUAUCAAAAGAUGUUGCUUUAGAGUACAGAAAAGCAAAGAAAAGCAAGUUACAAAGAACCUUUGUGUCAGCAUCUACAGCUGCAGAAGACCGUGCUAAGGGUGUUAAAAGGAAAGGUGGAAUGGUAUUUGAGAAUCUACCAAAAAAGUCAACUAAAAUUAAUUUUGUACCACAAGGACUAAUAGAGGCGAAGGAAUCUGACUCAGAUAGUGAAGUUCAAAUAGUUAAAGAGAAUUAUAAAAAUGAGAUCAAAGUAGAAAGUGUAAAGCAAAGCUCCAAACCAAAUAAUGACUGUGAAUAUUUAAAAGAAUUAUCAAUGCUUCAGUGUUUAGAUAUCACUAAAUUUCAUGAAGGCAUGUUUCAGACUACUUUUGGCAAAAUGGUAUUAUUAAUUAGGCCAUGGACAAAUAAAUUCUCUAAUAUACAAGACAGUUGUACUGUGUGCCAUUUAGCGGCCAAAGGAAAAUAUAUAAAUAAUUGCUUUUCAUUUACUUUGAAUGGGAAACUGAUGGCUCAGGCAACAGGAACAACUAAAGCUGAAGCCAAGAGCAUAGUAGAAACAAUGGUUUGGAAUAUGCUACGUGAAAAAUUAGUUACUGUGCUAAUAAAAGAACAAUGGAUAGCUCAAGGGGAGCAUGUUUCACUAAGCGAUGUUUCAGGAAGUAAAACAUCUGAUGCCUCCUUUGGUACGCCACUUGAAAACAGCGUCGCCACUAAAAUGAUGCAGAUGAUGGGUUGGAAGGGUGGUGGACUGGGUGCAGACGCGCAGGGAAUUGCUGAACCAAUUAAGCCCAACCUACAAAUGGUAAAAAGAGCGGGACUGGGUAGCAACACCAAUGACGUGCAUCAGUUUAGGCGGGCGGCACAAGAUCUGAUGCGUCGAUAUAUCGCCUCUGAUACCUUCGACCUGGACCUGGUAUUCAGCAGUGAUUUCAGCAAGGAGGAGCGUGCGGUUCUACACCAGUGUGCCCGGAAAUCGGGUUUGGUGUCAAAAAGUUACGGAGAAAGGGACAAAGAUAGGUUUCUAGUAGUAAAAAAGAAAAUGGACCCAUUUUCUCUGGUACGAGCAGUAGUUCAGAAAGGCGGUAAUACUCAAAAGUAUCAAGUAUUUAUACCUAUAGGUCUUGAUAGGCCAAUAAGAAGA
Iphiclides podalirius (scarce swallowtail) is the source of this 1347-nucleotide messenger RNA. The record is from the annotation of a GenBank genome assembly. Lineage: Eukaryota; Metazoa; Arthropoda; Insecta; Lepidoptera; Papilionidae.